UAAAAAGUAUUGGUUUGUAAGAGCUCAUCACUGAACUUCUACUCCAGCAUCGUCUUUAACUACAACCAUGAGUCUCACCGCUAAGGACAAGAAAAUGGUCAAGGCCUUCUGGGCUAAGGUGGCCGGUAAGGCUGAGGACAUCGGCUGCGAUGCUCUGUCUAGGACGCUGGUUGUGUACCCCCAGACCAAGACCUACUUCUCCCACUGGAAGGACCUGAGCCCCGGCUCUGCCCCAGUCAGGAAGCACGGUGGGACCAUCAUGGGAGGCAUCAGUUUAGCCGUGGCCAGCAUCGACGACAUCAGCGCAGGUCUCCUCGCCCUCAGCGAGCUGCAUGCCUUCAAGCUGCGUGUCGAUCCCGCCAACUUCAAGAUCCUGUCCCACAACAUCUUGGUGGUGCUGGCUAUCUUGUUCCCCAAUGAUUUCAACCCCGAAGCUCAUGUGGCCAUGGACAAGUUCCUGGCAGCGGUGGGCCGGGCUCUGUCUGAGAAGUACCGAUAAGAUGUGGACAGAAGGCAUCAGACCAGACGGAUUGCAGCAUUGAUCAGCACUGUGCUCAGCUCUGUAUUGUUGUAAAAUAUAAUUAAAUGUUAAAUCGCACAUAA
Oncorhynchus mykiss (rainbow trout) is the source of this 603-nucleotide messenger RNA. NCBI's taxonomy places the organism in Eukaryota, Metazoa, Chordata, Actinopteri, Salmoniformes, Salmonidae. The record is from RefSeq and is a predicted model, not a curated record.